UUUAGCUCUGAUAAACAACACCUAAUAACGCCCGUCUCAUAAUUCUUUCCCGUCCCUCUCGAAACCACAACCCCACACUAGUACAACCCGAACCAUGACGGAAGACAAGAAGCGGGGCACCGACAAUAACCAUAGCAAUGACGACCCCUCCAACAAAUCCCCCAAUCCCGCCAAACCAAGUGACAAGAACAACUCAAACACCCCAUCCCUCGCAAGUCGCAUCCAAAGCUCAGCCUCAGGAUUAGCCCGGCAAGCCUUCUCCGCCCCCGGUUCAUCAGGCGAUGCAGCGCAGUUCCUCACGACCGGUAGUAAAGCCGGCAGCACCACCACAUCCUCAUCCUCAGCCCUAGCAGCCGCAGAACAAUACAGUCAAGUUUCCGGACCCUCCGCCCCAUCAUCGGCGGGGGCUCAAUUGCGUGAUAGCAAUGCGGGGACGUUCCGCUCAACAACUACACCCCAACAGGGUGGGUUCGAGAUUCCCCAUCUGACGGAGGAGGAGUUCGCGCAAGCAGGCAACGAUUUCCUAGAGCCAUCUACAUCCACCUCGACUAUAGACAAGGGAAAGAGAAGAGCGACGGAACAUUUUUCUUCAGCCACACACCACCACGCCUCAGAACCAACCGAUGGCUCAGCAGUCAUCUCCCUCCUCUCAGACAGAAACUUCGAUCCCACAUUUCCGCACGACCCCACCGAAAUAAUCGAAACAGAACUCUCGCCCCCUCAACAACUCACACCAGCAGAGAUCCAAAUGCUCGAGACCUUCCGCCGCCAUAUGCCUGCCCAACCGAACACUUCCUCUCCAUCUACCCACCGUCUCACGUCUGCUAGUCUCGUCCCGGAAAUUGAUACAAUCUUAGAUAGUGCUCCUGCGCAGACGGAUGCAGAUGCCGCUGCCUUAAGGGAUACUGUUUUGGCUAGUUUGCCAGGGUCGGAGGAUUGGGUUGACGUGGAGGAACGUUAUCAUGAUGAGGUGUGGGGUUGGUUGAAACCUACUUUGGAGGCUGCUGCUAAAGAGCUGGAGGUGAAGAAGGAGGAUCAAAGGGGAGAGGACGGACCUGCUGUGCAGCGGUUGAAGAUGGUUUUGACGCAUAUGCGGGCAAAACUCUAGGGGCUUGGUUGGGGAGGGAGAUCUGGCGGUGGUCAUGUACUGUAUAUCCAUACACUGGUCUUUUGUACAAUAUGUAUCCUGUACCGAGGUUGCUGGUAAAGUAGUAAAUAGAGCAUUUUAUGAG
Molecule: messenger RNA, 1232 nt
Organism: Aspergillus caelatus
Lineage: Eukaryota; Fungi; Ascomycota; Eurotiomycetes; Eurotiales; Aspergillaceae
Exons: 1
Coding region: 95-1108 (337 amino acids)
Source: RefSeq, a predicted model, not a curated record